Molecule: messenger RNA, 1130 nt
Organism: Tupaia belangeri chinensis (Chinese tree shrew)
Lineage: Eukaryota; Metazoa; Chordata; Mammalia; Scandentia; Tupaiidae
Gene: TFPT
Product: TCF3 fusion partner
Exons: 6
Coding region: 317-1096 (259 amino acids)
Biological process (GO): apoptotic signaling pathway; positive regulation of apoptotic process; apoptotic process
Cellular component (GO): Ino80 complex
Molecular function (GO): DNA binding
Source: RefSeq, a predicted model, not a curated record
CGGAGACGGCUAAGCCGGAGAGGCGAGGGGUCGUGGAGCUCGCGGCCGGCGGACUGAGCCUGCCAAGCAGAGCUCCUCCGGGGCUGGACGUCGGGGUGCCGGAACGAGCAUCAGGACGGUGACGCCUCGGGCGGGUGGCGGCCGAAAGGAAGGCUUCUGAGCCGGGACUCGGAGGGUGGGUGGUGGGGAAACGACUCCGGAAGUAGGAGACUACAACUUCCAGAGGGUCCAGGGGCCAGGUCCGGCUUCGCGAGUGGCUUAACUUGGAGGCCGGAGGUUGGAAGAUCUGGGGCCUGGGGCGCCGCAGCGGAGAGAGAUGGAACUGGAGCAGAGAGAGGGGACCAUGGCAGCCGUGGGCUUUGAGGAGUUCUCAGCGCCUCCGGGCUCGGAGUUGGCGCUGCCCCCGCUGUUUGGUGGCCACAUCCUGGAGAGCGAGCUGGAGACAGAAGUGGAGUUCGUGUCCGGAGGACUGGGCGGUUCCGGGCUCCGGGAGCGAGAUGAAGAGGAAGAGGCAGCCCGGGGGCGGCGGCGGCGCCAGCGGGAACUGAAUCGCAGAAAGUACCAGGCGCUAGGUCGGCGCUGCCGGGAGAUCGAGCAGGUAGGUGAACGAGCGGGUCUUGAACAGGCUCCACCAGGUGCAAAGGAUAACGCGGAGGCUCCAGCAAGAGCGGAGCUCUGUCCCUGCAGGUUCCUCAUGAGGGUGCUGGACUCCUACGGAGAUGACUACCGGGCCAGCCAGCUCGCCAUCCUGCUGGAGGACGAGGGCAGCCAGGGCACAGACGCCCCCACGCCGGGCAACGCUGAGAACGAGCCUCCGGAGAAAGAGGGGCUUUCCCCACCCAGAAGGACCCCAGCACCCCUGGAACCCAGCAGCCCGGCCCCUGGAGAGGGGCCCAGUGGGCGGAAGAGGCGGCGGGCACCCCGGGAUGGGCGCCGAGCAGGAGCCUCACUGCCCCCAGAACUGGCCCCGGUGCAGAUUAAGGUCGAAGAAGACUUUGGCUUCGAGGCAGACGAGGGCCUGGACUCCAGCUGGGUUUCUCGGGGGCCAGACAAGCUAUUGCCCUACCCCACCCUAACCAGCCCACCCUUUGACUGACCCCGCCAACCCAAUAAACUGACCCCACGUUCGU